GCCCGCCCGCCGCGCCGCCCGCCUGAGCCGCGGGGCUUCCUGAGGGAGCGGCGGCGGCGGCGGAACCCAGCGCAGCCAUGUGAUGCCGGAGGAGCGCGGUGGCGAUGAUAUGGAAUGUGGGCAGCUGCCUUCGGACACGCUCCGACAGGUGACGGUCCAGCGCCACCCCCUCUACGGAUUCGGCUUCGUGGCUGGCAGCGAGAGGCCGGUGGUGGUGCGGUCGGUGGCAGCAGGCGGCCCCUCUGAGGAUAAACUCCUGCCAGGAGACCAGAUCUUGGCCAUCAACGAUGAGGAUGUGAGUGAAGCCCCCAGAGAGAGAUUCAUCGAGCUUGUCAGGAAGGCCAAGGACUUCAUCAUCCUCACGGUCCUGCACACCCACCAGUCUCCCAAAUCUGCUUUCAUCAGCGCAGCCAAGAAGGCGAAGCUCAGGUCCAACCCGGCCAAAGUCCGAUUUUCAGAGCAGGUGACAGUCGGCGAGACAGACCCAGACAUGUUGAAGAAAGAAGCUCUCCUCCUCAUUCCCAACGUGCUGAAGGUUUUCCUGGAGAACGGGCAGAUCAAAUCCUUCACGUUCGACGGCCGAACCACUGUGAAGGACGUGAUGGUGACGCUGCAGGACCGCCUGUCGCUGAGGCACAUCGAGCACUUUGCCCUGGUCCUGGAGUAUUCCAGCCCGGAGCAGAGCCACCGCUUCCUGCUGCUCCAGGACAAGCAGCCACUGGCCCACGUUGUGCAGAGGACACACUACCAUGGCAUGAGAUGCCUCUUCCGUGUGAGCUUCUUCCCCAAGGACCCGGUGGAGCUGCUGCGCCGGGACCCUGCAGCAUUCGAGUACCUGUACAUCCAGAGCCGCAACGAUGUGAUCAGAGAGCGCUUCGGCACCGACCCCAAGCCAGAGAUGCUGCUGGGGCUGGCUGCCCUCCACAUCUACAUCACCGUCUCAGCCACCCGCCCCAGCCAGAAGGUCUCUCUCAAGAAUGUGGAGAAGGAGUGGGGCCUGGAGCCCUUCCUGCCCCCCUCGCUCCUGCAGCUCAUCAAAGAGAAGAGCCUCCGGAAAUCCCUCUCGCAGCAGCUCAAAGCCCACCAGCACCAGCCUGGCGGCACCAAGGUCUCCACGGCCCAGGCAAAGCUGCAGUACCUGAGGAUCCUGAACGAGCUGCCGACCUUCGCUGGGGUCCUCUUCAACACAGUGGGGCUGGAUGAGAAGCAGCCAGCCACCACCCUGCUGGUGGGACCCCGGCACGGCAUCAGCCACGUCAUCGACCUGAAGACCAACCUUACCACGGUGCUGUCCGAGUUCAGCAAGGUCAGCAAGAUCCAGCUGUUCAGGGAGAACCAGGGGGUGGCCCGGGUGGAGACAAGCAUCCUGGAUGCCAAGCCGCUGGUGUUGCUGAUGGAGUGGCCUGAAGCCACCAACUUUGCCUGCCUCAUCGCGGGCUACUGCCGUCUGCUGGUGGACUCCAAGAAGAUGAUCCUGUCCAGGGCCCCCAGCCAGCCACCCCCACCCCAGAUUAUCAAGGCAGAUUACAUCAACACACACAACUUCCACCGGCCUGCCGGGGCAGGGCACGUGGGAAAGAAAGAGAACGGCUUGGUGGGUGGCUCUGCCACUGUCACCGGAGCAGCCGGGGCUUCAGCCACCAGGGCUUCUGACUCGGAGCUCAUCCGCUUUUGCUACCUGCACAUGCGAGAGCAGAGGAAGGAAAGAGAGAGCGGGACGGACAUCAAUGAAAACCUGAUUUUUUUCGAGGAAACUCGUCCCAGGACCAAAUCUGACCCCACCUCCAAAAGCUCCGGCCAAGGCUACAACGGGGCGGCCAACGAGUACGACCCCGACGGCCUCGACCACGAGAGGCACGCGAGCAGGGCCAGGGCACACACCAUAGACACCCACCUGCGGAGCGACGCCUCGCACUUCUACUGCGAGUCCUGCCAAGCCAAGAUCAAGGGCCGGCUGGCCUCGUGCACGGGGGGCAAGCCCAGCGCCGCCCGGGACAACAUGGUGGACUUGAUGUCGCUUCCCCCUCCCGGGAACGACGAGGAAGAAGACGAGACCGCGUCCCUGCUCCCCGCCAUCGCCGCCCCUCCUCCCGGCUUCCGAGACAACAGCUCCGACGAGGACGACCCCAAGCGCCGGGCGGCUGCCCAGAGCCAGGAGCAGGGCCGGCACCUCUGUGGCAUCCUCUACGACGAGAUCCCCGUGACGCUGAUAGACAGCGUGCAGCCACGGACGGUCCGCGACCACGCCCAAGAGCUGGACGAUGCCCUGGUGUCCACCCUGCAGGCGCUGGAAGCCCUGGCUGCUUCGGAGGAUUGCCCGCAUCCCCCACCACAGCAGACAGCAGGUCUUAUUGUCCUGGCUGCCAUCACUCCCGAGUCGUCCUUGGACUCUGGCCAUGAGACGAACUCCUCAGAGCUCACCGAUGUCUCAGAGAUGGUCUCUGCUAUGAAGCAGCACCAGAACGCAGCCUACUUCCUCACACAACACAUCAACAAAGAAAACCUCCUGGCCAGGAAGGACUUGCCUUUCCGAAUCCAGAGCUGUGCUGCCCAGGCUGUUCUCACCUCACCCUACCCCCUGAGCCGCCAGGAGCCAAACCCUUCAGUGAAGCCAGCUGCCUCUCCCCAAAGUCCUGGCCUUACCAACUGCAAGAGCAAACAGGAGCAGCAAUGUGCUGAGCGGAGCUACACCUCAGCUGUCCAGCCAGGGCUGACCCCCCAGCUCAGCGAGCAGAACAAGGGGCCUCCAGUGCCAAGCGCUGAAAGCAAAGGUGCAGGCCACACAAAAGCUGCCUUUGAGGUAUCUCUGCAUCCCACAGCAGCCCUGAGCAGGGAGCAGUCACAGGAUCUACAGGAGAAGGUGCCCAAAGAGGUGCAGCCAAUCUCCAAGCUCCUCCUGGACCAAAAGGGCGGUGUAACUCCAGCCAUCAUUUCAGCUGCUCUGCAGCAAGUGGCAAAUGCAAAAGCCUCAGCUCCCCAAGUGGUAUCAGCCUUAAAAGAGGACCAGAAUGUGAAUGGUACCAGCAGCUGUGCAUUAGCCAGCAGCAAGCCUUUGACACUUAAAGGAGGUCCACAACCUGCAGAGACAUUAUGCAACUGUCAGCAGCAGCAGCAGCAACUCUCUCAGCAGCAGCACUGUGAAGUCUCUCCAAGUCCUAAAGAAGCUCAUGGCAGUCAGGCUGAAGCUUUCCACCUCGCCUCAGCAGGUGAGGAAAUGAUGUCCAGUAAGACUUUUGCCUCUAAAAGCUACCAGCAAAAAGUGAGUAAAGAUGUCCCAGGAAAAGCUGCAAGCGGAGAGACGGGGCAGAAGGCAGGUGGGGAAGCUGCGAGCCUCGUCUUGCAGAAACACACGGCUCCUUCAAACCCAGGACAGAAAGUGCAACAGGAAAGUUCAGCCAAAAUCUUAAAAGCUGAGAGCAUCAAAGCUCACUCUCCAUCACCCGGUGGCAUUUUCAGGAGCACCAGCGAGGAAGCCAAAGGGCCAAUCCAGCUGAUGCCCAGAUCCGAGAGCCUGCAGAUUAGCACUGUGCCUUCUAAAAAAGUAGAAAAAGUGCUGGAGGUGGCCCAACAAGAUGCCGAUGUCCCAGCUAAACCCAAAGCCCCAAAAGCUCCCUUCAGGUUCAGGAACCUGUUCUCUGCAACAUUUCCCACGCGGCUGAAGAAGGAGACGGACGAGCGGCAGGCCCAGCUGCAGAAGGUGAAGCAGUAUGAGCUGGAGUUCCUUGAAGAGCUGCUCAAGCCAAAGAGCAAAGGUGACCUCCCCCCACAGGAGUAUCUGCACCCACCCGCCCCUGGGCGCUGCAGCUGCCAGCUAAGGAGCAGUCCUGUGCAAAAAGUCCCAGGGAUGUCCAGGGAGCAAAGGCGCAGCUGUGACUGCAAGAGGAUUUGCAGGGGAAUGAGGCCGCCCCCGAAUCAGUUGGUGAUACCAGAACUGGAGAGGAGAGGGAGGGAUAAAGCUGCAGAUGACCAGAAGCAGGUAGAAGCCAUUAGGCUGACAAGCAUGAGCAGCCCUUCCAAAGGCAAGCGGAUACGAUCCACGAGUUUAGAGUCCAGAGACUACCGGUCAGAUCCAGAGAACGGCGUGUCCUGUUUGGCAACGUGCACUUCCCGAGGGGAGUGCAUGGGAGCACCACACUACAGAAAGCUCUUGCGUCGCUACAGUGUCAGUGAAAUAGAUAAGACUGAUAGGACAUCCCUGUCCUCUGACAUCUACCAGAGCAUCUACACGACCAAGCAGAAAGGCCCCCAGAAAGAGCCUGAGCCCAGCAUCAUCUGUCCUGUUCUGAAGAGCAAAAUCCAGGAGGCCUCCGGAGUGGCUGACCCCUCCUAUGUCCAGAUAGCACAGGAUAAAAAGAACCAGAAAGCUUCAGGAGUGUUCUCUGUCCAGGAGGAGAUGUACCCGAGUCCUGCUGAGCUGCGGGAUGAAGACAUGGAGGACAAGAAGUGCUGCUCCAUCCGGUACUGCUUCUACUACAGGAAAUGCGAUGUUGCGGAUGAUGGGAGUGAAAAGGACGAGCUGUCCUAUUCCAUCCCCAUGCAGAUACUCCCAGGAAUGAAGCUGGACAAUCAGAUGGUCCCAGUCAUGAGCAGGACCCUCCAGGUCCUAGAUGCAACAGCCUGCAGCAGUCCCAAUGACAGUCAGACCCAGGAAAUAGAUUUAAGGACCUCCAGUUUUGAGGGGAGCUUGGCGAAGAUCAACACCCUUCGAAGCCACGCCUACAGCUUUCCCAACGGGUUCCUGCAAGUGCAGCUGGACACCAAUGAGCUCCUGACCAUCCUGAGGCAGUGUGUGGUGAGCCCCGAUGUCCGGGACUGCAAACCCUACAUCUCCCAGCUGGCUGAGUACAAGCAAGAGCUCGCCCUCAAGUUCAAGGAGUUUCGGGCGUCCUGCCGCCGCGUCGCGGCCGUUGACAAGAGCCCUUCCCACAUGCUCUCUGCCAUCACGAGCAGCUUCCAGGUGCUAAGCAGCCUCAUCGAGACCUUCGUGAGGCUGGUGUACGUCGUGCGCUCGGAGUCCCAGCGCCAAGAGCUGCUGACGAAAGUGGAGGAGGUGGUGAGGAACUACACCUUCCUCCUGAAGGCGGCGGAGGAGUCCACGGCCAGGAUGCUGAGCCACCAGCAGACCGUGGAGCAGCUCGCCCGCCAGUCCGCCACGGUUGCCACUGUCAUGAGCACGCUGACACGCUCCCUAAAGACGCUGAUCAAUAAGUAAGCCACAGCUGUGAAGACCAGCGAGCCAGUGUGUGUGCCAGGCCGUGUGGUAGCGGUUCUCCAGUCCCACAGGUCUGGUGAGGACGCGUGUCCGCAGCCCCACAUCCACCGGGGUUUGCAGCAGCCAAGACACUCUUUGAUCUCUGCAGGAUGGAUGGUGGUGUGGUGGUGGUGGUGGUGGCGGUGGUUUUGAAGGGUGAAUUCAUGUCCUGUCACAAGCUGUGCAAAACCAGCUCAUCAAGGGGCUCAAGCAGCUUCUUUGCUUGUUCUCCCACUCUGGCCUUGCCAGUGACGGUACUUGGGAGGCAGAGCCACCCCAUCUCCACACUGAUUUGGUUCCACGGGCUUCUGGGCCUCACUGGUGCAAAGACCUUUGUCACAGUUUGUGGUGGGCCAGUGAGUUAUCAGGAGCUUGAGCUGAGAUCUCCUGGCUUCACUUGGGCAAUGUGGAGCCAGCCCAGUGUCUUGCCACGUAAACAGCUCUUCUGCCUCCAGGAUCUUCCUGGCCCACAAAUACGACAUCAUUAGCAGCAGAAGGGACCUACAGGGAUACAGCAGGGGUGAAAGUCCCCGCUGCUAUGCUCGGGCUUGGGAAGUAGUCCUAGCACGGGCGGGAUGCCAUGAUCCUGGGACAGAGCUCGGUCACCCUACUAGGCUCUACUGUCACAGCUUAGGCAGCAGUGCUCUAGUCCUGAGCACUGGUACUGCCUGUGCAAAAGGCAAGGGCUUCAUGCCUGCGAGUAGGGAGGAUCCAGGGAACUACAGGCCUGUCAGUCUGACCUCAGUGCUGAGAAGGUCAGGCAGCAGAUCAUCUUGAGUGCCAUCGCAUGGCACGUACAGGACAAGGGGAUCAGGCCCAGCCAGCGUGGGUUUCUGAAAGGCAAGGGCUUCUUAACCGGCCUGGUCUCCUUUUAUGACAGGGAAACUCAGUUAGUGGAUGAAGGAGAGGCUGUGGGUGUUGUGUACCUAGGCUUUAGUAAAACCUUUGACACUGUGUCCCACAGGAUUCUCCUGGACAAACUGGCUGGAUGGCCGGGCCCAGGGAGUGGUGGGGAAUGGAUUUAAAUCCAUCUGGAACCAGUCACUAGUGCUGUCCCAGGGAGCAGUGUUGGGGCCAGGCCUGUUUAACACCUUUAUCAGUGAUCUGGACGAGGGGAUUGAGGGCACCCUCAGUCAGUUUGCUGAUGACACCAGGUUGGGUGGGAAUGUUGACCUGCUGGAGGGCAGGAAGGCUCUGCAGAGGGAUCUGGACAGGCUGGAUCCAU
Empidonax traillii (willow flycatcher) is the source of this 6476-nucleotide messenger RNA. RefSeq names its product FERM and PDZ domain containing 3 (gene FRMPD3). The record is from RefSeq and is a predicted model, not a curated record. The transcript is spliced from 15 exons. Gene Ontology annotation, cellular component: cytoskeleton. Gene Ontology annotation, molecular function: protein binding. NCBI's taxonomy places the organism in Eukaryota, Metazoa, Chordata, Aves, Passeriformes, Tyrannidae. Bases 83 to 5212 code for a protein of 1709 amino acids.